AUGACGUCAGUAAAGAAGGAAUUGCAAGAUAGUGGUAUUGGAAGUAGUGGUGGUUCAAACAAGAAGGUUGCUGCUUGUUCAAGUAAAACAAACAAUAAUAAUAAAGGUGUUGAAGUUGUGAGAAAGAAAAUUUUGAAAAACAACAAAGUCAAAGCUAAAAAACGUAAAAGAAUAUCUUCAACAACAACAACUUCAACAAGUUCAGAUUUGAUAGAAAUUGAUGUUUCUGAUGGUGAAGAUUUAAAUCAAGUAUUUCCUCCUUUAUUAUCUCCACAAACCUCCAAAAAAGAAGAAAAUAAAGUUGAAAAAACUGAAAGAAAUGAAAUUAAAAUUGAAAAGAAUUUGGUUGUUAAAAAUGAUAAAAAUAAAGGUCAAAAUAGAACUUCAUUUUCUGAUGAUGAUUUGGAUUUUGUUGUUUUGUUUGAAUCUAUUGCUGAGAAAAAUUUGAAAAAGGAAAAUGCUCAAGAUAAUGACGAUUCUGAUGAUUCUUUCACUUUUUCCAAAAAUACGCUUAAAAGACCUCCUAGAAUUAUUAAAAAUGCUCAAGAUCAAGUUAGAAAUGAUAUUGAAGAAAAUUUUGGAAUAACGUUAUACCCAAAUCAAGUAUUUUUUGAAAAAAUUUCAAAUUAUAUGAAUAAAUACAAAAAUGAAUUUGACAAUUUUAAUAGAAAUAUAUGGACACAUUUUACCGAAAAUUUGCAGAAUGAUCAUACUUAUACUUGGAAAAUGCGUGUUAAAUGUAUGCUAGAGGAUAUUGUUAAACAGAUUUUUCCAAGUGAAAGUAUUAGUUUAGUUGCUGUUGGGUCUACAGUUAAUGGAUGUGGAGCUUUCAAUUCUGAUAUGGACCUGUGUUUGUGUAUGCCUUGUAGAAUGGAUGGAUAUGAAACUCAGCGAAAUUAUGCAAUUAAUCGUCUUAAAAAAGUUAUGAGAAAAUUAUUGACUAAAAGAACUUUAAUUCAUGAUAUUUUAUUUGUUCCUGCAAAAGUUCCAAUUUUAAAAAUUAAAUUUAAACAUCCUUAUCAAAAAUUGGAGGUUGAUAUGAAUAUUAAUAAUGUUCCUGGAAUUUAUAAUUCUUAUUUAAUUCAUUAUUAUUCAAGGUUUUUUUUAAAUUUAAUUUUGAUAGGGUGUUUAAUAUUUGAUUAUUGGGAAAUUGGGUCGAUGGUUUGGUUGAUACUGGGCUUGUAUUUGUGGGGGUGGUUCGAUUCCUCACGUUGCUCCCAGUUUUUAGUUCUAAUUGACGAUAGAUUUCCAGCUUUGUGCCUUAUAGUGAAACAUUGGGCAAAGAAAAAGGGAAUAUUGGAUGCUUGUUCUGGUUAUUUUAAUAGUUAUUCAUUAAUUCUUAUGGUCCUUCACUUUCUUCAAUGUGGAAUUAAUGUCCCAAUUCUUCCAAAUCUUCAAUUUUUAUUUCCUCAGUAUUUUCACUUUUUCCGGGCGUUGGAUGAAAUGCAACUUUUUGUGGAUUUGCCUAAACCUCUUCCAGAAAUACCUAAAAAUACUUUGUCUAUUGGAGAAUUAUUAAUUGCCUUUUUUAAUUAUUAUAAUAAUUUUAAUUUUGAUGAAUAUGCAAUUUCUGUUUCUAGAGGAUGUAUUUAUCCAAGGUUUUUUUUAAUUUUUAAAUAA
Messenger RNA from Meloidogyne enterolobii, 1620 nucleotides. NCBI's taxonomy places the organism in Eukaryota, Metazoa, Nematoda, Chromadorea, Rhabditida, Meloidogynidae. The record is from the annotation of a GenBank genome assembly.